AUGGGUUGUGGUGCUAGUGUUCCCGUUGAUAAUGAAGAAAUGGAUCCAUUUCUUCAAGACAAGAGGAUUAAUGAUGCUAUUGAACAAAGUUUACAAUUACGUAAACAAAAUUCAAAAAAUGGAAUUAAAUUAUUAUUAUUAGGGACAGGAGAAAGUGGUAAGUCAACAGUGUUAAAGCAAUUGAAAUUAUUACAUAAAGGCGGUUUUACACAACAAGAAAGAAUGCAGUAUUCAAAUGUUAUUUGGUGUGAUGUUAUACAAUCAAUGAAAACAUUAAUUAUUAAUGCUAGAAAAUUAAAAAUAAAAUUAGAUUGUGAUCAGCCUAAUAAUCCUUUAAUUCCUUAUAAACAAAUAGUCUUAAGAAGUGAUCCUUUAAAACAAAUUGAUGCUGAUAUUGCUGGUGGUACUGAUUUUAUUAAUGAUUAUAUUGUUAAAUAUAGUGAAGAAAAUAAAAAUAAAAGAAAAUUGAAAAGUACUGGUGCAACAGAUAUUUGGGGACAAGAUGAUGAUUAUGAUGUACAUCAAGAAACUAUUGAACAACAUUUACAAUCUAAUAAUCAACCACAACAAUAUUCAAGAUAUGAAAUUGCUCAAGCUAUUCAUAAAUUAUGGACUUCUGAUUCAGGAAUUAAAAAAUGUUUUGAAAGAUCAAAUGAAUUUCAAUUAGAAGAAAGUGCUGAAUAUUAUUUCCAAAAUGUUUUCAAUUUUGCUGAUCCAAAUUAUUUAUGUAAUGAUUUGGAUAUUUUGAAAGGAAGAAUUAAAACCACUGGGAUCACUGAAACUAAUUUUAUCAUUAAUUCAUUGCAAUUUAAAGUAUUGGAUGCAGGUGGUCAAAGAUCGGAACGUAAGAAAUGGAUUCAUUGUUUUGAAGAUAUCACUGCAGUAUUGUUUGUAUUGGCAAUUUCAGAAUAUGAUCAAUGUUUAUUUGAAGAUGAAAGAGUUAAUCGAAUGCAUGAAUCAAUUGUUUUAUUUGAUUCUUUAUGUAAUUCCCAAUGGUUUGCUAAUACUCCUUUUAUACUAUUCUUAAACAAAAUUGAUAUAUUUGAAAAGAAAAUUCUUAAAAGUCCAAUCAAGAAAUAUUUCCCUGAUUUCAAUGGUAAAUCUGAUGAUGUUAAUGAAAAUAUCAAAUUUUUUGAAACAAAUUUCAUGAAUAUUAAUAGAACAAAUAAACCAAUUUAUGUUCAUAGAACUUGUGCCACCGAUACAACUUCAAUGAAAUUUGUUUUAAGUGCAGUAACUGAUUUAAUCGUACAGCAAAACUUGAAAAACAGUGGUUUAAUGUGA
Molecule: messenger RNA, 1284 nt
Organism: Candida tropicalis MYA-3404
Lineage: Eukaryota; Fungi; Ascomycota; Pichiomycetes; Serinales; Debaryomycetaceae
Gene: CAG1
Product: guanine nucleotide-binding protein subunit alpha
Exons: 1
Coding region: 1-1284 (427 amino acids)
Biological process (GO): G protein-coupled receptor signaling pathway
Cellular component (GO): heterotrimeric G-protein complex
Molecular function (GO): GTP binding; G-protein beta/gamma-subunit complex binding; GTPase activity
Source: RefSeq, a predicted model, not a curated record